AUGGUGAUGAAGAAGGCUUAUGUCUGGAUUACUCUCUGUCCAGAGAAGUACGUCUCUUUUCCGUCCAGAAUCACAUUCUUUUGGGUCACAAGGCUCAUCAUUCUAGGCUACCGUAAAACCCUGGAAUUAUCGCAACUCUGGAUCCUGGAGGAGAAGCAUCUCUCGGCUAGUAUUGUGCCCUUCUUUCUGCGCAAUAUCUUCAAAUAUCUCAGUGUAAACAUUGCUGGCGACUUGGAUGUACCUCACACUUCCAAACCUCAGUUCUCUAUCUCCUGGCCCCUCCAAGACACCAGUUUUACAGGCUCUGACGAUCAAAAACCUCCUGUCGGUAACCGAUUGGGCGAUAGCGAUGGUCUUGCUAAUCUUAUUGACGGCUCAACCGACUCCCGAAUGUCUCUUCCCUCAGGACGGAGAAGCACCUUCGCUGAGAUCAGUCCGUUCAGUAGGACUCAGGCCAUAGGUGUGGAGGACCAAGGGAGCCGACCUGCCUCUAUCUUGCCCAACGUUCGAAUCCGUUUUUCUAAGCGUCCCUCAAAGUCCAAACAACCGCCAUCAAAGAGGAGUUCUGCUUCUGGUGAUUUGGAAAUCGGACUCUUGGGGCAUGACAGAUUCGCAACACUGAACAAACCUAAUGCUGCAGAAUCACCAAACGUGGUGAAGUCGGAGAAACGAAAAGUAAAGGGAGGGCUGAUGAAGGCACUCCUUGCCACCUUCGGGUGGCGCAUGUUCAUCGCGGGACUCUACAAACUCUGUCACGAUAUCUGCCUCCUCUGUGGACCCAUCAUCUUUAAACGCCUGUUGAAUUUUAUGCAUCUGGAGUCGAUGGAGCCAGUAUGGCACGGGUACGCGUACGCCUCCUUGAUGUUCCUCACCGCCUUCAUACAGUCCCUCGUGUUGCAUCAGUACUUUCGCAAGCAGACUCUCAUCGGUAUGGACAUGCGUACUGUCAUCAUUUCCGCUGUCUAUCGGAAGAGUCUACGACUGAGCGCCGCAGCACGUUGCGGAUCAACGACAGGAGAAAUCACCAACCUAAUGUCGAUAGAUGCACAAAGGUUUUUUAUGCUCAUGCUCAACAUCCACGUUCUCUGGUCCGCACCCUUACAAGUCACCGUGGCGGUCUACCUACUCUGGCAAGAACUCGGUCCCUCUGUUCUCGCCGGAGUCACGCUUCUCCUCAUCAUGAUACCCAUCAAUAUCAUGGUGGCGAAGAAGAGCAAGGCCCUACAGGAAAAACAAUUGAAGACUACAGACAAACGCAUCAAGCUCAUCAGCGAAAUUCUCAACGGUAUAAGAGUCUUGAAGCUCUACGCAUGGGAGCCUUCAUUUAUCCAGGUGGUGGGAUCGAUUCGGAAAAAGGAACUCUCCUAUCUGAGGAAAUUCCUCUAUCUCGAUUGUGGUCUCACCUUCAUCUUCGCGUGCAUACCCACAUUGGUCGCCCUAGCAACCUUCUCUACUUAUAUUCUUUCGUCACCCGAAAACUUGUUUACUGCUGAAAAGGCCUUUGUCUCGCUUUCUCUGCUUAAUAUUCUCCGUUUUCCUCUCUUCAUGUUCCCCACUCUUCUCUCAAACCUCGUUCAGGCCUAUGUGUCAGUGCGCCGAGUGACCAAGUUUCUGGUGAACACGGAACUGGAUCCCAUCGCAGUAAGUCAUGAGGACACUCCUGGUGUGGCAGCAGUAAUUGAAAACGGCACACUCGCUUGGGGAUCGGACUGUGAACCCGCGUUGCAAAAGUGA
Messenger RNA from Hydatigera taeniaeformis, 1734 nucleotides. The record is from the annotation of a GenBank genome assembly. NCBI's taxonomy places the organism in Eukaryota, Metazoa, Platyhelminthes, Cestoda, Cyclophyllidea, Taeniidae.